AUGUGUCUUUUCAAAGAGGAAGGAUAUACGUGUACGGUUUUUGGUGAUAAUAGAAAACGUCGCUAUGAAGAGUACCUUGGGAAGCCCUUAUUGUCAAAUUUGGGUGGUUCCCUUAAAAGAUAUGGUUUCAGUAUCUUCUCCUCUAACCUCAAGCCCACAAAUUCAGAAAAUUCAAAUCGAGUGGCUUUGGAAGCUGAUGCAUUUGCAAGGAUGAACAAGCUAAAAGUUCUGCAGCUCAAUGGUGUACAUAUUAGUGGGUCCUAUAAAAAGUUUCCCAAAGGAUUAAGAUGGUUGUGCUGGCGGGGAUUCCCACUUGAGUCCAUAUCUGGUGAUUUCCCUUUGGAGAGCUUGGUUGCUCUUGACAUGCAAUAUAGCCAGUUAAAAAAUGUAUGGGAAGGAACCAAGUUUCUGUGGUUGUUAAAAAUCCUCAAUCUAAGUCAUUCAUAUAACCUUGCGAAAACUCUCAACUUUUUAGAACUCCCCAAUCUUGAGAGGCUGGCGCUUAAAAAUUGUACAAGUUUGGUUGAGGUUCAUGAAUCCAUUGGACACCUUGAAAGACUUGUUUUCUUAAAUUUGGAAGACUGCAAAAAUUUGAGGAAUCUUCCGAGAAGCAUUUGUAUGCUAAAACAUUUGGAAACACUUGUCAUCUCCGGUUGCUCAAAUCUCGACAGAUUGCCGACAAACAUGGGGAAUAUGGAGUCUCUAACUAUGCUCAAGGUAGAUGGAAUUGCUUUGAAUCAAUCUCUCCCUACCAAUGGGCAGGUGAACGCAGUGCAAUCUUUCAUCUGGUCUUGGUGGUUGGAUCCAAGAAAAAGUCCGGAGAUUUCACGGCUUUCUUUACCAUGGUCCUUGGUAGAAUUAAGUCUGGCGAACUGUAAUCUUUCAGAGGGUGAUUUCCCUGGAGACCUUAGAAACCUAUUCUCACUGACGAAACUAGAUCUAUCGUUUAAUUGCUUUCGUCGCCUCCCUGAUUUCAUCAAAGGUCUUCCGAACCUCGAGUGCUUAUAUAUAAAUCAUUGCCAAAGGCUGCGCAAACUUGAUGGGGUCCUGCAAAUAUGUUAUUUGCGUUGUGGAGCUAAUAGAUUGCUGGGGGAAGUAACAUUUCAAAUCUUGCACCGUCCAACAACCACUUGUCAUGCGGACACAUGCAUCCAUCCGGAGACUUUGAGCUCAUUCAAAUUAGAAUCCAUAGAAAACGUUGAAGCUGAGAUUGUUAACAAUUUGGGCUUGUCGAACUUGCAAUCCAUGAGAAACGUAACUGUAAAGCUAACAUCAUCAUGGUUUGGCGUGCAACAAAUGGGGUUUCCCCUCCAGGUAUGUUAUGAGCCAUAUAUGAUCUACGCUUAUAUUUCUGGUAGCAAAGUUCCACCCUGCUUCAGUUUUAAGAAUCUAGGAUUCUCAAUUGAUUUUAUUGUGCCUUCAUAUCUUAAUUUGAGGAUCCGAGGCUUGAAUGUGUGUUCAAUUUUUGAGCACUCUAAUCCACAAGAAUAUGAACCACAUACUGUCAUAAGUAAUAGGACGAAGGGCUUGGUUUGGUGCCAUCGCCCAUAUGUCUUUGGAAUUGCAGAAGAUGGUGAAGAUAUGAUGUGGUUAAGUUAUUGGAAGUUUGGAAAUCAUUUGGAAGGCGGAGAUGAAGUCAAUAUUUUAGUGUCCGGAGGUAAAUUAAAGGAGGUUGGAGUCCGCUUUAUAUGCAAGCAGGAACAAGAAGAGAUGAGCUCCCAAUCAGCCUUUGAAGAUAAAAUACCAGGAAAUAUCGUUCCAGGAAAUGUUUCUUCACAUCAGCCGAGCACAAAAUUGUACCAACUCGGCCGUCAUCACGGUUGCAAGUAUUGUGAGCAUCUGUACCCUCCGCCUUGGAUCCCUGCUCCUUACGAUUAUGAUUAUACUGUGGAAAGUCUGGCUUCAAGACUUACGAUGGCAAAACCAUUUUAUGUUUCUCAAGACCAUGGGCGUUGA
Molecule: messenger RNA, 1956 nt
Organism: Rhododendron vialii
Lineage: Eukaryota; Viridiplantae; Streptophyta; Magnoliopsida; Ericales; Ericaceae
Product: disease resistance protein LAZ5-like
Exons: 3
Coding region: 1-1956 (651 amino acids)
Biological process (GO): defense response
Molecular function (GO): protein binding
Source: RefSeq, a predicted model, not a curated record